AUGGCUGCACUUGCUCUCUGCCUCCUAUGGGCCCUGACAGCGGCAGCCCGCACUGCCCCAGUGUCCUCCCCGGGUGACCCGGAGCCCGCACAGUACGAGGAGCUGACCCUGCUCUUCCAUGGGGCUUUGCAGUUGGGUCAGACGCUCAACAGCGUGUACAAGACCACAGAGGCGAGGUUGACAGAGGCUGGGAACAACCUGGGCCUCUUUGACCGUGCACUGGAACUCCUAAGAAUGGAAGUCAACCAGGGCUGGGAUGCAACACAAGAACUUCGCACAAGGUUGUCGGAGAUGCAGAUGGAAGAGGAUGAUUUACAGCAAAGUACAGAGGCCACAGCCCAACUGCUGGGGGAGGUGGCCCGGGCACAGCAGGCACUGCAGGACAAUGUGCGGCACCUAGAAGCUCAGCUGAAAGACACCUGGCUAGGCCAUGCCCGCCAUGAAUUUGAGACAUUAAAGGCUCACGCUGACAAGCAGAGCCACCUCCUAUGGGCCCUCGCAGGCCAUGUGCAGAGGCAGAGGCGCGAGAUGGCUGAGCAACAACGGUGGCUGCGACAGAUCCAGGAGAGACUCCACACAGCAGCUCUCCCGGCUUGAGGCUGCCAGGAUGCCACCAAGGACCAGUCACACCGCAAGGGACAUGGCUACACAAACGUGGUGUCCCCACACGCAGGGCAGUGCUGCCUGUCCACUGGGGUCGGUCGGCCAAGGUGCCCCCCUUCCGCUUCCGGCCAUGCAGCAGAGGCAGAAGCAGAAGCAGAUGAGGUCGAAGGCAGAGAACAAAGCACUGUGGCAGAGGGUGGAAGGAAGAUCGCAUGUCCCCUCAUGCCCAAACAGC
Molecule: messenger RNA, 838 nt
Organism: Jaculus jaculus (lesser Egyptian jerboa)
Lineage: Eukaryota; Metazoa; Chordata; Mammalia; Rodentia; Dipodidae
Gene: Angptl8
Product: angiopoietin like 8
Exons: 4
Coding region: 1-597 (198 amino acids)
Biological process (GO): regulation of lipid metabolic process; triglyceride homeostasis
Source: RefSeq, a predicted model, not a curated record